Molecule: messenger RNA, 3243 nt
Organism: Chara braunii
Lineage: Eukaryota; Viridiplantae; Streptophyta; Charophyceae; Charales; Characeae
Source: the annotation of a GenBank genome assembly
GCCGCAACACUGCAACAGGUAAGGAAAGGAACAAAACGACACGGUGCGCAGCGUUGAGGCAGUCCCCGCUUGUGCGCGUAUCUUUCCAUGUUCAACGCGAUCCGAGCGAAAUCCGAUUUUGCUGAAUCGCCUGGUGUGUCACGUCGGCGGUUUUGCCACGCGACCAAGAGGACGAAUUCGAGGGUGGCGGGGAUGGCGGGGACCUCCUCACUCCCACGUUUUCGUCCGAAGGAGGGGAGCGAUGGAGGGUGCGACGGCCACGAUGCGCUUUGCUGCCAGGAACUUCAAGCUCAUCUGCGGGGGGCAAAACGUGCCGUUCUCCUGUUGAUUGUUCUUCUUCUUCUUCACUUCGUGGACAGCGAUGGUAACUCCGCAGCCCUCGCUGCCCCCUCCUCCUCCCCUUCCUCCUCCCCCUCCUCCUCCCCCUCCUCCUCCGCCUCCCCGCAGGUGGCUCUCCCGCUCUUUGUCUCGAUUUUCGAGCUCCCCGGUUUAAGGGACACCGUGGAAGAGUUCGCGCGCUCUCUGAGCGCGGAGACUGGCGGGAAAGUCGCCGUCAGCAAUAUCACCUAUGGCGUGGACCGCGCCGUCAUUUUCCAGGCCGUCAAAGAAGGGCGGGCUUUCGGCUUGGGCACGCCGGCAACCUUCGCCGUCCCGCUCGGACUGGAUCCGUUGACCGGUCAGUACUUGUCCAAUGACGUGCCUUUCGGAAUGUCGGCGGUGCAGUUCGCGUCGCUCCUGCGCCACACGACCUUCGGAGGGUUCUGGAAGCGCAUCUUCGAGCCGCAGGGCAUGCGCGGGUACUACGGCGGCGCCUUCCUCGGCCCGCAGUUCGGAGACUGGUACAAGAGACCCAUCCGCAGGCUCAGAGACUUCCGCGGGCUGAAGCUGCGCUACUCCGGCAAUCCCCUGACGGGCUUCCCGGGGUCGAUCCUCAGAGCUGUGGGGACCACACCUGUCGCGCUUCCUUUCGCAGAGAUCAAGCCCGCGCUCGCCAACGGGACCAUCGAUGGGCUGGAGCUCUUGGGACUGCGGCUGGACCUUGGCUAUCGCAUCUGGGAGACGGGCGCCAAGGUCGUGCAUUAUCCGGGGCUGCAGGGGCCCGAGGCCGCCGUCUUCCUCGUGCCUUCCAAGGUCGUGGCUAUGGCCGACCGAGCGCUCCAACGCGCCUCCGAAGACGCCUUGUCCGUCAAUCUCGCCUUUUUCUACGGGCCGGGACUUGACCAGGUUCUCGACGAGAUGCGGCGCAACGGGGUCUCGAUCUCUCGAUACCCCCAGGCCGUAGUCCGGGGGUUAUACCGGGAAUUCAAGAGAGUGGACACAGGGUAUCUUCGACAGGUCAAGCGUUCGAAUCCCCUCUUCGCCGAGAUCGUCGAGGAGUACAAUGCCUACCUUAAAUCCACGAUCAACCACGACAUCAUGGCGGCGCCGGAGGCGCAGCUGCUCCCGUCGAGAGAGGACAUUGUGGAUCGCGUUGUCGGACUGCAGGUACCGCGAUCCCAGCUCAGCUCCGUAUGUUCGUACUAGGCCCAACGCCGCCUCCGACGGGUGCCCCAGGUUGUCAGAGGCAGCAGCUGCACGCAGCAGAAGCAAGCACACGCCAGUAGGAGUUCCAGCAGCGUUAGCAGAAAGCAGCACCGGCAACUAGUAGCACCACCAGAAGUAGGCUGCUCGAGCAGACUGGCACGUUUUGUUCGUGCAGAGCGGAGGUACGGUAGCCUCUGAGCUGCCUCUCGCUCUGCCAAGAGCCGUGUGCUAGCCCCGUGCAUAGAAGAGGAAGGAGGAGGAGGAGGAGAAGGCACAUUAAACUUCGCCCCCAGCUACGAGGCAUCAGGAGGACAAAUACCUCGAAGAAGAAGAAGAAGAGGAGGAAGAAGAGGAAGAAGAGGAGGAAGAAGAAGAGGAGGACGAGGAGGGGCAAGGGCAGGGUAGCAGGUUAUGGUGGUAUGCAGAAGGAGGAGGAGUAGAGGAGAAGGAGAGGAGGAGAAGGAGGAGGAGGGGCCAGAGCAGGGUAGCAGGUUAUGGUGGUAUGCAGGCGUCCGUCGCCGAACUGAGAGACAACGGGGGGAACAAUGCGUGGCAGCAGAAGCUGAAUUAGGAGCAGGAGCAGCAAUCAGCAGCAGGGAAAGGACGGGAGAAGGAGAAGACCUGUCUCUUAUACACAUCUAGAUGUGUAUAAGAGACAGGUAUGAGGGCCUUCAAAAAAAAAAAAAAAAAAAAAAAAAACUAACUAACGGGAGGGUAUAGCCCCAUACAGACGGAGGACGAGGAGGACGAGGAGGAGAAUAGCUGUAGUCUGCUAUUAUUCGUCGCGCUUUGACGGAUUUGCCAGUCGCUCAGGACUCGAGGUGUUUACAUGCAACUGAUUAUUGUCUGAUUGAUUCGUCGGUUGCUGGACGUAGCUAGCUUACUGAUUGAUAAGUAGGUUUUUUCUUUGUCUAGUUAAUAAUGUAGCUCACUCAAUAACCUGAAGUCGAAGUCCUGAGGCUCGUUUAUUGUCCUGCAUGUCCAUGCACCUGUUGUCUCGCUGUUCGAUCUCUUGGCGUGCCGAUUUAUUUGGUCUUCGUGGGCGCGGCAAGUGGUGGAAAGCACUGGCGUUCGCAUAGGUACGUGCUUGUGAUUCAGGGCAAGGGGUGGGGUAAAGGGGGGGAGGGGGGAACGAAGGUGGAAAGGGGGAAAAAGGUGGGGGGGGACCCGCGGGCGAUCGUGCCGAUGGGCACGACAAGUGGCGGAAAGCACUGGCGUUCGUAUAGGUAGGUGCUUGUGGUUCAGGGGGAGGGGGUGCGAUUAAGAAAAGGCGGGGGGUGAUAAAAGAGGAAAGGGGAGGGACGGUAAGAGGAGGGGGGGAGCGGAGGGGGGCGGAUAACGCGGGGGGGUUGCGAGAAAAAUUGCAAGCAUAAAUAAACACCCGCGCAAAGGUUGGUGCGUUGAUUUGCAAGUAAAGAGGAAAACGGUUUAACAAGGCAAGUCUAGAUCUCCGAAAACGAUUUUACAUAGCUGAAACUGAACGAUAGAACCAGUUGUAGCAUGAGCAGGUGUGCUGGAGCCUCCAAAAAAAAAAAAAAAAAAAAAAAAACUUUACGAGUGACGAUGAGGAGUGCUACUGUAGAGACGGGGGAGAAAAAUGGAAAAUAAUUGUGCAAGGCUUGCUUUUUUUGUGUUGUGUACUUCAAAGUGCAGGGCAUUAGGAAGAAGGGUGCAAAAGAAAUAUAUUUAUCCAAAUAAUAACAAAUAUGCUAGGCUACC